This is a messenger RNA of Balaenoptera acutorostrata (minke whale), 1582 nucleotides long. RefSeq names its product four-jointed box kinase 1 (gene FJX1). The record is from RefSeq and is a predicted model, not a curated record. Gene Ontology annotation, biological process: cell-cell signaling. NCBI's taxonomy places the organism in Eukaryota, Metazoa, Chordata, Mammalia, Artiodactyla, Balaenopteridae. The transcript has a single exon. Bases 269 to 1582 code for a protein of 437 amino acids.
GGGGAAUCCUCCGUCGCUCCCACGUGGUCCGGGCGCCUGUGAAUCGCGCCCGCCGGAGGGUCUCACAGCGAAAUACAAAAGCAGCUGGGAAGCGGCAGCGAGGCGAGUUCUCAGUGCCGGGCAGAGCCCCGCAGCGCCCCGCGGCAGCGAUGGAGCUGAGGCGCCCGGAGCCCCGGAGCCGACGAGCUGCCGAGCCCGCGUCGCCGCCGGGACCCGGGCUCCUGGGCUCGGCUUGAAGCGGCGGCGGCACCGGCGCGGCCGGGGGAGCAUGGGCAGGAGGAUGCGGGGCGCCUCCGCCACCGCGGGGCUCUGGCUGCUGGCGCUGGGCUCGCUGCUGGCGCUGUGGGGCGGGCUCCUGCCGCCGCGGACCGAGCUGCCCGCCUCCCGGCCGCCGGAAGACCGACUCCCGCGGCGCCCGGCCCGGAGCGGCGGCCGGGAGCCCGCGCCUCGCUUCCCUCUGCCCCCGCCCCUAGCGCGGGACGCCCGCGGCGGCUCCCUGAAAACUUUCCGAGCGCUGCUCACCUUGGCGGCGGGCGCAGAUGGCCCGCCUGGGCAGCCCCCGGGUGAGCGCAGGCGACACGUGCCAACCGGACGGCCCUGGCCUGAGGAACGCGCCGCGGUGCACGGGGGCGUCUUCUGGAGCCGCGGCCUGGAGGAGCAGGUGCCCCGGGGCUUCUCGGAGGCCCAGGCGGCGUCUUGGCUGGAGGCGGCGCGCGGCGCCCGGGUGGUGGCCCUGGAGCGCGGGGGCUGCGGGCGCAGCUCCAACCGGCUGGCCCGCUUCGCCGACGGCACCCGCGCCUGCGUGCGCUAUGGCAUCAACCCCGAGCAGAUACAGGGCGAGGCCCUGUCCUACUACCUGGCGCGCUUGCUGGGCCUCCAGCGCCACGUGCCGCCGCUGGCACUGGCCCGGGUGGAGGCUCGGGGCGCGCAGUGGGCUCAGGUGCAGGAGGAGCUUCGUGCCGCUCACUGGACCGAGGGCAGCGUGGUGAGCCUGACUCGCUGGCUGCCCAACCUCACGGACGUGGUGGUGCCCGCGCCCUGGCGCUCUGAGGACGGCCAUCUGCGGCCCCUGCGCGCCACCGGGGGUGAGCUGGCCAACCGCAGCCGGGCGGAGCUGGUAGACCUGGUGCAAUGGACCGACUUGAUCCUCUUCGACUACCUGACGGCCAACUUUGACCGGCUUGUCAGCAACCUCUUCAGCCUGCAGUGGGACCCGCGGGUCAUGCAGCGCGCCACGAGCAACCUGCACCGCGGCCCCGGCGGGGCGCUGGUCUUUCUGGACAAUGAGGCGGGCUUGGUGCACGGCUACCGGGUGGCGGGCAUGUGGGACAAGUAUAACGAGCCGCUGCUGCAGUCAGUGUGCGUGUUCCGCGAGCGGACUGCGCGGCGCGUCCUGGAGCUGCACCGCGGCCAGGACGCGGCCGCCCGGCUGCUGCGCCUCUACCAGCACCACGAGCCUCGCUUCCCGGAGCUGGCCGCCCUCGCCGACCCCCACGCUCAGCUGCUGCAGCGCCGCCUCGACUUCCUCGCCAAGCACAUUUUGCACUGUAAGGCUAAGUACGGCCGCCGACCGGGGACUUAG